CGUUAACUUCGGUGUCCCUUAACAACCACCACCACAACAGCCAACAAUAACAAUAAUAAUAGUCAGCAUGGAUACUGCUACAAGCCUUCUCAACACUUUAGUAAAACUACCAAAUUCCAGCCAGGAAGCUGAGACACUGCUAGAGCAAAUUGUACCAAGAAUUUCAACAGGCAAGUUAUCCCUGCAUGAAGUUGUGGAAGCAUUAGGCACAAGCUUAACACACAGCAACCCAGGAGACAGGGCAGCUGGAACCCGCUUUCUGGCUGAUCUUCUACAUUCCCUCCCAGCAGACCGUCUAAACUCACAAGAACUGUCUUUCUUAGCUGCAUUUUUCAUAGACCGACUGAAGGAUCAUCAUUCUGUUAUUCCUAGUGUCAUUUAUGCCUACAUAGCUCUGGUGAAGCAGAAGAAUAUCAAGAGAGAGGAUGUUAUAAGCCUGGUACGAGGAUUGUUCCGUGAGGUACAUUGUCAGUCACAGAUCAUGUCUGACAGAAGAAACAUCUAUACUUUUCUAAAAUAUUGCCUAGUAAAUAAAUUAGAAGAUGUGCAAGAACUUGGCCAAGACUUUGUUCUGGGGUUUAUCUCUGCAAUGGAUGGAGAAAAGGAUCCACGGAAUUUGGUGCUACUUUUUACUACAGUGCCAAUAAUUGUUAAGUGCUUUCCUCUUGGACAUUUCACCGAAGAUAUGUUUGAAGUUGUGGCUGCUUAUUUCCCUAUAGACUUUGUUCCACCAGCUAGUGAUCCCUAUGGCAUCUCAUCAGAAGACCUGGUGCUGAGUUUGAGGUGUGCCUUAUCAUCCACACCACUGUUUGCUCCCUACUGUGUACCUCUUCUCCAAGAGAAGCUUGAUUCAGAUGUCAUCUCUGCUAAACUGGAUGCAUUACAUACUUUGGUGACCUGCUGUGAGUUGUAUGGAGCUGAAGACAUCAGUCCACAUGUAUUACCACUGUGGGCCAGCAUAAGACGAGAAAUUGUUGAGGGAGUGAGUGAUGAGGUUGAGGAAGCAGCACUCUCAGCUCUCACUGCUAUAGUUAUGACACUGCAGCGUGGAAUAGUAUCACAAGCCUCUCGAGAUGAAACACGUGAGCUUACCAACUCAGCCUUAAGAGAGUGUGUGGGACACCUGACAGCACCAGAACAACGUCUGAUGUUUCCAAGUGCUCACCUUCUUCUUGCUCUUGUUGUUGCUCAUGAGGCUACAGCUCAAGCAGUGUGUGAAAUGGUGGUACCCCUUCUUGCUGAACAGUUUGAAGCCAAGUGUGAAGAGACAGCCAAAAAGAAAACCAUUACAAUACUCGGAAAAUUCUUGAAUAAGGGAGCAAAAUUUCCAAAUUUACUGGAAGAGAAUGGCAGUAUAGGGAAAUAUGAGAUUUCUUGUUGGGCUGCAUUUUCUCGAGGUCUGUCAGGAGAGACAUCUUCACUUCAGGAAGCCACUGUGUCAGCUCUCACUACUGCUUUGCCUGCAUUUAAACCUCAAACUCUCGGCUUGGUGGCUCACUCCUUAACCACACUGCUCCUCACCAAAAAUAAUGAUUUACUUAGAGAUAGUAUAAUGCAGACUUUUGUUGCUCUUUGGAACAUCCAGCCUUUGACCAUCAGUGAUCAUAUUUUGCCGAAGCUUCUAGUGGAAUUGGAAGAAGGUUAUUCAACUAAUUCACAUGUCAGCAAGAGCCAGAUUUUGGAAACGCUUGCUAUUCUAACCAGAGGACGGUUGCUGAUCUCCUGUGUUUUGCCUGUCAUCUGGGGACUGGCAGAAAAUACUGUGUGUGUAUCAGCUGAUGAGUGUUGUCUCCAUCUCUCCUGUGUGAUAAAGAUUUUGAAGAAUGCAAAUGAACAUGAAUGCCAAACCUACAUACUGGAGGAUUGGAAUGGCAUUAUGAAAGUACUUAGCCUCUACAUGUCUACCAUUCUUACUUCACACGUGGCCAACACUGUUUCAGUUCUUCGAUGCCUUUCCAGUGUUUGUAGGAUAUUAGUGGCCAGACUUAGUAACCCGCAGCCUCUAGUUGAGUCAUUCAUAAACUUGGCUACGCUGGAAGGAGCAGAGGAAGUUGAAGGACCUGCAGGUGAAUAUGUCUCCAAAUACCCAGAGAUUAGGAAACUGAUGUCCAACAUCACUGAUGAAAGCCAUCCUUGUGCAUCAUUCAUGGUGUAUUUGUUAGAAGGCAUCAUGAUGGGUGUACACCACUUGUCUGACACUGAUGGCCUCCAGCAGCUGCUAAGAAAACUUAGAAGUUUAAGUUUAUUCCACACUGAAGUUGGACUAAGAGAAACCUCAGCCAUCCUCCAUGCUACCAUUAUUAAUAAAAUUCCAGUUGGGUCUUCAUUCACUCAAGCACUAGAAGAGAGUAAAGAGGAACUUAACAAGGCAUUUGAUAUGACUCAUGCAUUUGAGAGACAGCAAGCUGCACUCUACACACUAACAUGGUUGUGUAAAGCUCUAGUGGUGCGUGGUGCUCAAAAUCAGCAUGAGUGGACAGCUAAGAUGCAAAAGUUACUUGGUGAUGCAAACCUUGGCUUAGAGGCUGCCCACAGCUUUGAUGUUAUCUUAAAGGAUCAUGAAUAUGCUCUAAGACCAGAGACCUUUGCUAAUAUAAGAUUGCUGUACAAGCAGAGAUAUUUUGAAGGUGUGGUAGGGCCACUAGUGGACAUGUUUCACCAAAGUGAGGGCAGUACCAAGCACAAUUCUCUACUGGCCCUCUCAUCACUCUUAUCAUCAUUACCUUACCUCAUUCUUAACGCUCAUAUCGAAAAGUUGCUGCCAGUGUUGCUUCAGGGUAUUACAUGUGGAGAGUCAGCAUUAACAGAGAGUACCGUUUGUACACUGGCCACCAUCCUCAAGCAAUCUGUUCUCCAUGCUGCUCCAUAUACUAGCAUGCUCAUUGCAAUGCUUGUUCCACUCACUGUCAACCACCCACUGAUUGUACGCAUGAAGGCAUUGGAGUGUCUUGAGGCUAUAGCUUCUUUACCAACAUCCACUGUGCUGCCGUAUAAAGAAGAUGUGAUUAGAGGACUGCGAAAUGCAUUGAAUGACAAGAAACGUGUUACUCGCAAAGUUGCUGCAAGUGCCCGCUGUAGCUGGAUUCUUGUUGGGGCACCAGGUAGCAACAGUGUCUAGGGUUGCCACUUGUACAGUAAAGUGUACAAAAAACUUGGUGAAAAGUAAGGGUGCCAGCUGUGCCAUAGGCACAAUUAAGAGAACAUUGUGUCAACAUCUGUGGUUAAAGACUUCAUCCUACUACAGAUAAUAAAUACUGUAUUGGCAGAACAAUGGUAGAAGUUUUCAAGCGGAAACUGGACUGCACCUACUCUAAGUUCGAGAUCAGGUAGGCUGUGAUGGUUAACCCUUAAACUGUCCAGACGUAGAGCUAUGUUCACGUGCGUAGCGCUCCGAUCGUAGAUCUACGGUUUAUUUUACAUGCUUUCAGCCUUGGCACGAUAAGCCUGAGUUGCCUAGACAUGAGAGAAUGAGUCUAUGCUCUCAGUGUGCACAGUAUGACAAAAUUCGAGGAGGCUGGGAAAAAUGCGCUCUUUAUUUUAAAAAAAAAAAAAUUUUUUUUUUCUUUCCCAAAAUGUUCAGAGCGGUAUGCACACGAACAUUGAUCUACGUUUGGACAGUUUAAGGAUUAAGUAGACCUGUGGGUAACUAGGAGCAACAACCUGAUUGGCCAGGGCAACAGAAUCGUAGCCUCAAGAUGAGCUGCAGGGUAUAGUAGUGCCUAUUAUAUGUAUAUACUUUUGUGGCAGCAGGCAGUUAGUGAACGCUGUAUACGGGUCCUUAUUAGUGCAGCAGGCAACACUGUAUACAUUUUAUGUGGAUGCAUGUUGGUUCAUUAGGCUUCAUAAGAUUCUAGGGUUUUAGCUUCAUAAUAUUAAGUACAUUAUAUCCUUUACAUUAUCUGUUUUUUUAACACACGUGAUAUGUACAAUAGAAGUGCAGUAAUUUUUGUUACAUCAGACUUUAUCAUGAUGUUUAAUUAAUUUGUAAAUAAGUGUUAAGAAACAUUAUUUUGCACUGUACAGAAUAAAAUAACAUGCUACUAAU
Molecule: messenger RNA, 4045 nt
Organism: Cherax quadricarinatus
Lineage: Eukaryota; Metazoa; Arthropoda; Malacostraca; Decapoda; Parastacidae
Gene: Mms19
Product: MMS19 nucleotide excision repair protein
Biological process (GO): iron-sulfur cluster assembly
Cellular component (GO): cytosolic [4Fe-4S] assembly targeting complex
Source: RefSeq, a predicted model, not a curated record